CCCUGGAGGAUGGUGUCGCCUUAGUCCCUGAUGCCGAGGUGGAGGGAGUCGGGCGGCGCCACCGGAUCCGGGGAGCGAGGGCGCCCGCCGGGCAGUCCAGCCCGCCCUGGCGCCUUUUCCCCAGCCCGCUGCGGCCGCCUUAGGAAAUGGAGGCUGGCUCCUGCCCUUCAUUGAGAGGAAGCCCAGGUGAUGGCUGUCAUGCCCCUGAGAGCCUGGCACCAGGAGGUGGUGACCUUUGAGGACGUGGCUGUAUACUUCACCCAGACAGAAUGGGCUGGCCUUUCUCCUGCACAGAGGGCCCUGUACAGAAGUGUGAUGCUGGAGAUUUAUGGAAACUUGACGUCUCUGGGAUACCCAGUUCCCAAACCUGCGUUGGUCUCACUUCUGGAGAGAGGGGAUUUGCCUUGGGGCCUGGAGACACGGGAUGAUCGCCCUGCACAGGGGACCAAAGACAUUUGUAAAAAUGCCGGGACCAACAUUGACAAUGAGUUGACACCAACAUGGGGAGUUUCUGAAGAAAGAGACAUGAUGAUGUCACAUGGGCCACAGAAGAAUGUUCUUAAGAGAAACAGCUUCCUAAAAUCAUGUGAACUGGAGAAGCACCAGGAAAUCCCCACAGUGAAAAAUAUUAGAGGAAAGGGUCCAAGAAUCCACUAUGAUAGGAAGGCCUUCAGAUGUGAGGAAUGUGGGAAAUGCUUCAGCUAUUUUUGUUACUAUGUUAGACACCAGAGAAUCCACACUGGGGAGAAACCCUUUGAGUGUAAUGAGUGUGGAAAAGCCUUUAAUGGUAAUUCUUCAUUAAUUCGACAUCAAAGAAUCCACACUGGAGAGAAACCCUAUCAGUGUGAAGAGUGUGGGAGAGCCUUUAAUGAUAACGCAAAUCUGAUCAGGCAUCAGAGAAUCCACAGUGGGGACAGACCCUAUCUCUGCAAGGAGUGUGGAAAUGGUUUCACCAGUAGUUCUGAGUUUGUUAUACACCAGAGAAUUCACACUGGGGAGAAACCCUAUGAGUGUAAUGAGUGUGGAAAAGCUUUUGUUGGUAAUUCACCACUGCUGCGACAUCAGAAAAUCCACACUGGAGAGAAACCUUAUGAAUGUAAUGAGUGUGGCAAAAGCUUCGGACGGCCUUCUUAUCUUAGUCAGCAUCAGCGUAUUCACACAGGGGAAAAGCCUUAUUCUUGUAAAAUAUGUGGGCAAGCCUUCAGUUUUCAUACAAAACUAACUCGGCACCAGCGAGUCCACAGUGAGGUGAAACCCUUUGACUGUGUAGAUUGUGGAAAGGCCUUUAGUGCUCAGGAUCAAUUAAAAAGGCAUCUAAGAAUACAUAUUCAGAAGACUUCCUAUGUGUGUGAUGAGUGUGGAAUAGUCUUUACUAGCAAAAGAAAUCUGCUUCAGCAUCGAAGAGUCCAUACUAGAGAGAAACCCUGUGAAUGUGUCAAGUAUGAAAAAACCUUUAGGACUUCUUCCCAGCUAGAUCAUGUCCACCCUGGAGAGAAGCCAGUGCUGGAUGUUGGAUGUUUUGGCCUCCCAGAAUUUUUUACCCCCUUUUACUGGUAAUAGUACACUAAAUUUCCUUUUGGAUUCCGUCUUCCACGCAGGGGUAGAAUUUGUGACACAGGCCCAGCUCAGCUGCAGAUUCCUUCCCUCAAGCUAUAGCUGUUGGUUCAGAUGUCAGUAGAUAACCCAAGAUAGUCCAGUUAGAAUCCCAGACUUGGCAAGAGUUAAUAACCUUGUAAAUGGUGAGUGUGGCCCUGGCACAACAACCAGACGGCAGACUGUGGCCUGGCAAUCCUUUCGCCUUCCAGUUGUUAACAAACUUUUGACAUUCCUACUCAUUAAGAUCUUAAUCAUUCAUACUCGUUAAGCAGCUGGGCCUCCUAAUGGGCAGUUUCACAGUGGCUGAAUGGUAUUGGAGAGCCACAUGCACCCAUGUGGACUUUGGAAAGCCUGCCAAUUAUGAAUUCCAUGGUAUUGAAUAAUCCUCGAACCUACCAGUACUUCACUGAACAAGAAUUUUCUAUCACCCUUAGCAUUUGGUGUCUGCUCUUUGUCAUGGAGAGAGGAGACUGGAAAAAUGAGCAAUGUUUGUUCUUUGGGAGUGGUUGAUUAAUGUGGCCAGGGGGCAGGCAUGAAUCCUGGGCUACCACCUCCCAGGAACAAGAGUGAGGUCUGUGUGCCUUCCUAGGGCACAUGAGCUAUUCUGGGCCAGUCUCUGAGAUGCAAGGACCCGAUGCCCAAGGCAGGAGCCUUGAGUUUACCAUCAUCAUCAACCUUGCUUUUCAGCAAAUGGAAAAACUUCUUGCUGUCGUGAAAGGAUAGCAAGAACAUUAGAUGGGUGGCUGCAGCCCCUGACCCUAAGUGAAUCCCUUUCUACCUUGUGCUUCAGAUUAUGUGCUGUGCAGUGGGUGGUCAGUGAUAGGGAAUCUGCUGCUUUCACCGAGCCAGCAUCUGUCCUCAUGUCCAAGUGCAGCACCUCAGCUUUCCUUUGGGAGCUACAUCUUACCUGCUUCCAGUCCAAAUAGUUUCAGAGGGCUGACCCCACAUUCCACCCACCUGGCCGAUCCCAUUUUCCAUCCUCUGAUUGCUGUGAUCAGUGCAAGGAUGAGAAUGUUAUCCAAGCCAUGAGUUUUCAAGGAAGCCUACUGAAGGAGAAACCAUUCCCAGUAUGGACUUUGAGCUUGUGUCAUCUUGGAGUUGCUGGAUGCAAUGAGAGAAACUGUGCCUGUGAAUGGGACCACAAGGCACUCAGCAGGCUGAUGGUCGGAGAGGGACCAGGUCACACUACAAGCAUGUGAACCCUUGAACCUGACACCUCUGAACCCGGUCUUCAACUUGUCUCUUGUCAUCCAUAACACCCAAGACAUGGUGGCUCCUAAUGUAAUCUUACGGUGUCUCUUAAUAACAUGUGGACUCCUACAAGGCCAAUUAACAUCACAACUUUCAUUGAACUGGAUCUGGGAUUCUCCAGGGCUUUGGCUUCCGGACAAUGACUGGCUGAGUCAACACAGACAGAAGGUUGGUCUCCUCCGGACACACUAGUCCGUGCAGACAGGAGCCAGUGUCUUCAGGACCUGCUGGGAGGCACCGCCGCGGGAGUAAAAGCAAUCUUGAGACUUCCCCUCAUUUUCACAGCCUUGAUGGAUUUAAAGCACACAAGAUGAGUAUGAUCUGGGUGGCUUUUUCUGCAUGGCUUCUUUCUCUUAGGAUGUUUUCAAUAUUCAUACAUGUUGUAACUUGUAUCAGUACUUCAUUCACAUUUUCCAUUGUGAUUAAAUGUCAAACAUAACAUUUACCACUUAAACCAUUUAAAGUAUAUAGUUCUGUGACAUUCACGUUUAUAUUAUUGUACAAAUAUCCUUACCAUCCAUCUCCUGUACUUCUUUUUUUCCAAGUGAAACUGCAUCCAUUAAACACUAACUAACUCCCUUCAACCCUUGUCAACCACAUUCUAUUUUCUGUCUCUGAAUUUCACUUCUCUGGAUACCUCAUAGAAGUGGGAUCAUAUAAUAUUCGUCCUUUUGUGACAGGCUUAUUUCACUUAGCAUGACUUUAAGGCUCAUACAUGUUGUAGCAUGUGUCUGAAUUUCCUUAGUUUUUAAGGCUGCAUAAUGUACCUUUGUGUAUAUAUCACAUUUUGCUUAUCAAUUCAUCUAUCCAUGGACACUUGGGUUGCUUGCACCUUUUGGCCAGUGUAAUGCUCCUGUGAAUAUGGGUGUACAAAUAUCUGUUUAACUCCCUCCUUUCAAACCUUUUGGGUAUAUACCCUGAAGUGGAAGUGAUGAAUCAUACUUUGUUUUUGACGAACUGCCAUACUGUUUUUCCACAGCAGAUGGCACCAUUUUGCUAUAUUUCUGUGUAUGGCAGAAUAAUAUGGAACUUUAUAGAUCUACCCUCUUUUGCUUAUCCAUUCAUCCACUGAUGGAUAUUUGAAUUGUUUCUACCAUUGGGCCAAUGUCAGCAAUGCUGCUAUGAAUAUUCAUGUACAAGUUUUUGUUUUAACUCCUGUUUUCAUUUCUUUGUGUCAUAUAUCUAGGCAUUGAGUUCUUGAACCAGACUCUAAUUGUAUUUUACCUUUUUUGAGGAAAUGCCAAACUAUACAUUUCCACAAGCAAUGUGUAAGGGGGUUCCAAUUUCUCUACAUUGUUGCCAGCAUUUUUGUUUGUUCUUGAUUAUAACCAUUUAUUACAUGUGAAUGGAUGUCACUUUGUGGUUUUAAUUUGCAUGUCCAUCAUAACAUUAAAGAAAUGUACCUAAGAGGGUUUUAUUAGACUCUCAAACCUCAGGAUACUGCUUAGUAGACAUAACUGUUGUAUAACCAAAAACUAUUCACAUUCUCUUUAAACAAAUUUUAAAAACCAUUAAGCACAAAAACGAUCCACCAAAAUUCAUUACAAUAUCACAAUCACUCAAUUAACCCAGUUAACCCAAGCCCACCAUAAAUUUGUGAAGGUUUUGAAGAAAGACCUACAAAACUACCAAAAUAGUACUUAAAACAAAUACAGUGUGUCAUCAUUAUUCUUAAAUGCAGUGUAAUCAUGGCCAAUGACUUGAAAAAUCAUCAUUGUAUUUCAGCUAUAGGAACACUAAUGACCAACAUUUAAAAAUCCCACCCAUUAAUCAGAAUUGUUAAUAAUGCAUAUAAUGAUCUACCAGCCCCAUCAAAUAGCUCAUCAUGAUGAAAAUUUCGUCCCUGCUUUAUAUUUAAUUUUACAAAUCUUGACAGGGUUCUUUUUUUUUUUUUUUUUUUGGCUGCGUUGGGUCUUCGUUGCUGUGCAUGGGCUUUCUCUAGUUGUGGGAGAGGCCUGUAUUAUGGAUCUUACACCUUCCUAGAAAUAUGAAACAACGGAAUCAUCCUACUAUUUAAG
Molecule: messenger RNA, 4865 nt
Organism: Balaenoptera musculus (blue whale)
Lineage: Eukaryota; Metazoa; Chordata; Mammalia; Artiodactyla; Balaenopteridae
Gene: ZNF19
Product: zinc finger protein 19
Biological process (GO): negative regulation of transcription by RNA polymerase II
Molecular function (GO): DNA-binding transcription repressor activity, RNA polymerase II-specific
Source: RefSeq, a predicted model, not a curated record